Iphiclides podalirius (scarce swallowtail) is the source of this 648-nucleotide messenger RNA. The record is from the annotation of a GenBank genome assembly. Lineage: Eukaryota; Metazoa; Arthropoda; Insecta; Lepidoptera; Papilionidae.
AUGACUCGUUUUGCUAGAGCAAAAGGUUCUAAAGCAUCUAACCAAAAGGCACCUGAAGACAGCACGCCAUGGGAAGUUAUGAAGGAUCAAAUAAUAAAAUCAAAAAAAGAAAGCGAAGAAGCAAAACAUAGGCAGGAAGCGGAACAGCAGCGCAUUGAGAACUACACUAAUUUUCUUAAAGAACAGAAAGUUCAAAAAAGAAAAGCUACAUGGUGCGACUUUCCGGACGAUAAUACUGUCAACAAUUCAAAUUUAAAUUGUCCAGAUUUGAAGUCAAAAAUACCAGGUGUUGAUAGUGCUGAAGGAGUUUGUUUCAAGUGUGGUUCUACAGAGCAUCGACAAUUUGAAUGUAAAGUUCAGAGGGAUAAAGAGUUUCGCUUUGCUACUUGCUUCAUUUGCAAAGAGGCUGGUCACAUUGCUCGUCAAUGUCCUGAUAACCCUAAGGGUUUAUAUCCUAAUGGUGGAUGUUGCAAACUUUGUGGAGAUGUCACUCACUUGAAGAAAGACUGUCCAACUACAAAUUUAAAGAAAGAGGAAACAUCAAUAAAAUUGCAGACAUUGGAUAACACUGAAAAUAUUGAAGACAUUAAUCAAAAAGUAGAAAACACAUUCAAGGAAGGCAUGAAGAAACCCAAAAAAAUAAGGUUC